Carassius carassius (crucian carp) is the source of this 1004-nucleotide messenger RNA. RefSeq names its product sialic acid-binding Ig-like lectin 14. The record is from RefSeq and is a predicted model, not a curated record. Lineage: Eukaryota; Metazoa; Chordata; Actinopteri; Cypriniformes; Cyprinidae. The transcript is spliced from 7 exons. The coding region runs from base 30 to 989 and encodes 319 amino acids.
CCUCUUCAGUUUCUAGAGUCCAGUCCAUCAUGGAUGUGCUGACAGGAAUUUUUCUCUACUGGCUUCAUAUUUUUUGCGCUGGCGUGUUUGCUGAUGUCUGGAAGGUAACUGUAGAGCCUGAAAUGAAGGCUCUGGUCUCAUCUUGUGUCGUGUUGCCCUGUUCAUUCAAAUACCCCGUUCAAGAACAGCCCUCUGAUCGUAUUAGAGCUAUAUGGCACACGAAGGACAACUGGGAUGAUAUUAUUUUUCACAAAGACACUACGAAGGUUAAAGACAGUUUCAAGGGUCGUACAAAACUGAUUGGUUCACUGGGUGGUUUCAACUGCUCCUUGGAGAUUGAUGAGGUCAAAAACCAUGACAACGGGCCGUAUUGUUUCAGAGUGGAAUUAGAAACAUCUAAAAAAGACAAGUACUCCUUUGUGGAAAACUGUGUGUCGAUUAAAAUGAUCGAGCAAGCAUCAAAACCAGAGCUGCAGGCCGAGCAGUCUGUGCAGGAGGGUGAACCUGCAGUCUUCACAUGCUCUGUCCGGCACAGCUGUCCGUCCCACCAGCCCACUCUCACCUGGAACCACACUGGAAAAGUCAUCAUGAGCUACAAGAACAUUGGUCAUGGAAACUGGGAAACACAGUCUGUACUGACCUUCACCCCUCAAAAACAGGACGAUCACAGCGCUGUCGCAUGCACAGUCAAGCACCACGGGAAUGUCAAGGGAGAAAUGACAGUGACUCACCGUAUCUUUGUGAAAGAACAAGCAACUCUCAGUCACAUCCUCAUUCCAACCAUCUCUGGUCUUGGAGCUGCUCUUUUGGUUGGAUUACUGUGUUUCCUCAUUGUCAUGAGAUACAAGAAGCGCAUUGCAGAUCUCGAAUCCAGAAAUGGCAAUGGAAUGCGGAGUCGACUAUCAAGACUGUCUCGCAGGUUUCGUUCAGGUGACGGCAGCAGUGGUCCUGGUGGCAGAGAGCAGAGGCAAGUACACAACAGCGUCUAAUGUGUUCUUCUGCAA